Molecule: messenger RNA, 1599 nt
Organism: Chelmon rostratus (copperband butterflyfish)
Lineage: Eukaryota; Metazoa; Chordata; Actinopteri; Chaetodontiformes; Chaetodontidae
Gene: mospd1
Product: motile sperm domain containing 1
Exons: 6
Coding region: 278-934 (218 amino acids)
Cellular component (GO): cytoplasm
Source: RefSeq, a predicted model, not a curated record
UGCACUGCGAGGUCUGCAGUAUAUUAUUGACAAAGAAAAAAGCUUGAGAGAAACAACAACAGGGUGGGAUCAGAGGCACAAACCCUGGCGAUAGCACAAACGUUACACGAAUCCGAGCCCUGACAACAAGUACCAUGUCAUGGCCCUGAGGCGAUGAUAGCGGGAAGUGCCAUCUCCACCUAAGGGGAGUUUACAGAGCUUGAUAGUUUGUGGAGAGAGGGGUGGGGGGGCCUAGGCAGACCACGGAAGGGGAAGGGGAAGAGCUCAGCUGAAGCCAAUGCAGCAGCAGCAUCGACAGCCUGAGCUGGUGGAAGGAAACCUUCCCGUGUUCGUGUUCCCCACUGAGCUCGUCUUCUACGCAGAUGAUCAGACGUCUCACAAGCAGGUGCUCACCCUCUACAACCCCUAUGAGUUCGCUCUCAAGUUUAAAGUGCUGUGCACAGCGCCAAACAAGUACACAGUGGUGGAUGCCACCGGAGCAGUUAAACCACAGUGUUGUGUUGACAUAGUAAUCAGACACAGAGAUUUGCGGCCAUGCCAUUAUGGGGUGUACGACAAGUUCCGACUGCAGGUGUCGGAACAAAGUCAGCGGAAAGCUCUGGGUCGCAAAGAGGUGACGGCCACGCUCCGUCCCUCCGCCUCACAGGAGCCGCCCAGCCCCCGGCCCCAAGAUGAGGAACGCAGAAUCAAAGAGCAGUUUGCAGAGAGGGAGUUUUUUGAGCAGACUGCUUUUCAGACAGAGAGCCGUCCUGUUGCUGGAGGCCCCAGUCUGCUGACGGUGCUGCUCGGGCUGGUGUGUAUGGCCGCCCUGAUGCUCCCGACGCUGGGGGAGCAAGAAUCUACUGUGCCUGUCUACCUCCACUUAAGUGUUAACAAGAAACUUGUAGCUGCUUAUGUUCUUGGUCUUCUUACAAUGGUCAUCCUACGCACAUGAAGUGCUGGAAGCUGAGAGGAGGUGGGAAAACGAUCUGAAGACUAAGAGAACAGUCUCACACCCGAGGCACCACUGCGCUUCAAUGAGUACAGCUGACAGCAGGGGGGCGGGGUUAUUCUUCAAAUCACCCCACCCUCAUUUUAGUAUAGUUGUUUUCAAAUCCACAUAGUUGUGUUAAUACAUAAAUUGACACAAUACUGAACUGAUGCAAACAGCAGGGGCCUCCAGUGCGUAGGUCAAGGGUAGUGUGAGAGGAGCUGUCCCUGAGCAGGGCCUGUGAAGAAACAUGAGGCCAUUCAAAGUGCUGUCUGGCCUCAUAUUCCUUGUGUCUGUAUGUUUAUUGCCAUUAUGUAACAGAAUAUGGUUAACUUGAGUGUGAAGGACAUGCAAACAUGAUACAUGUAUAUAAAGCCAUUAAAAUUUUGUUAUGGUAUUCACCUGUAACCAUCAUUAUAUUGGUGUUUUAAAGCGUUUUUAGUGUAGACUCUGAGGACUAAAUGCAGUUUUUUGCAUGUGUUGAUACCUUAUCUGAACGAGUUUUUAAUUUUUACAGGAGUCAAGAUACUUUUACAUGUCACCAAAGGAGAGAUCUUUUCAAGACAGUGGUUUGUUCAGCGUACUAUAUCGAUGCUUCAUCAGACAUUUAAUAAAGUCUCAAUACAGCU